GUACCGGUACUUCUUAUUCGUUACAUGUGAAGUAGUUUAACAUUUUUAAUCAUAGCCUUAUCCUUAAUAUGGCAUCCCUAAAACACUUAUCGAACAGAGACACCACUAAUUUUGCGAGGGUAUGUCGACUUGUCAGUGUCUGUGCCGACCUAUUGAGAGAUGUUCUUCUUCACUUCGUUUCCGUCAUGUCUUUGUAUUCAGAACUUGACCGGGCGAAAGAAAAAUUCAUGAAAAUUCUAAAUCCACAACAAAAAAUACUUCUUUAUAAAAAGAGAAAAUCAUUUUUGCCUUACGAUGAUCUGGAUAUAUCACUUCUAUAUCUAAUUAUACGAAAUCUGUGUGAUGAAAGUCUGCACACGCUUAGUAAUGGACAGAAGGGGAUGACCAGCCCUAAAGAAGGAUGGGGAAAGGAACCCACUGAAAAAGACCGGUCUCUGGCAGCAAAUAUAGAAAGAAUUCGUCUAUUUCGAAAUGAUAUAUGUCACAGAGAGAAUGCAUCGAUGGCAAACCCUGAAUUCUCCUUCAUUUGGACAAAGAUGAGUAGAGUGGUUGAGGAAAUUGAAAAAGAGCUGGGAAAUAAAGUUAAUCCUACUAAACACAUAGAUCUAUUGAAGACAAUAAGAAGCAUAUCAAUGGACCCUGAGGAAGCCCAGAAAUAUAUAAAAGAAUUGGAAAAAAUGAAAGAAGAAAAGGAAGGACUAGAAGAGAGACUGAAUCUGAAAAUAGAGGAAUUAAAGAAGGAAAUCGUAAAUAAGGAUCUAGCUAGAAUCAUCAAAAAUCCAGGUCUGUUUGACAUAUUUCUAAAGCCAAUAUCAUCGUAUAUUAUCACAAAGCAAAUUUUUAAGUAA
Messenger RNA from Saccostrea echinata, 848 nucleotides. RefSeq lists its product as uncharacterized. The transcript has a single exon. Lineage: Eukaryota; Metazoa; Mollusca; Bivalvia; Ostreida; Ostreidae. Bases 69 to 848 code for a protein of 259 amino acids. The record is from RefSeq and is a predicted model, not a curated record.